Molecule: messenger RNA, 2782 nt
Organism: Haemorhous mexicanus (house finch)
Lineage: Eukaryota; Metazoa; Chordata; Aves; Passeriformes; Fringillidae
Exons: 17
Coding region: 184-2298 (704 amino acids)
Source: RefSeq, a predicted model, not a curated record
GGAAAGCACAUGCACAGAGCUCAGCACCAAAACACCCACAGAGACAAACUGUGCCUGAGAAAAACGAGAUUUAAACUUCUUGUGAACUCCUUUAAAAGCAGACUUCAUGUCUUCCUGAGGCUUUUCAUCUGAGAGCUGCCAAGAUCGUGGUGCAAGUUAAGCCAGGAAAAAAUCCUCAAAAUCAUGAACAUGGUGAAAAAUAAAGAAGUGAGCAUUGAGGGAGCUCUGCAUUUGGCACAGAAGGAGGUGUGUGCUGAAAAGGAUCCCCAGGAUUUGUUAACUGGCUCCCAAUUUAACUUCAUUAUCUACAAAUACAAACACUACCGGUGGCAGAAACGGAUUCUGCAGCUGGAUUUCAGCAGCAGGACCGUUUUUAACAUCGAGAAGGGCACUAUCAAGAAGCAGUUCCCUUUCUCCCAAGUCAGAGGCUGCGAGGACGCCGAGAGGAGGCGAUUCAGCAUCCUGUUCCACGGCAGGCAGCACUACGAGCUGGAGGCCGUGUCCCUGCAGGACAAGAGGAAGAUAAUCUACCUGCUGAGCAGAGUCAUUCAGAGCAAUUCCUACAAGAGAGCAGGGGAGUCCUGGCCUGGGAGAGCUGCAGAGUGUGAUGUGAUCCACGAAGGGCUGCUGGACUUGCAGGAGAACGCCUUAACCUCCACUGAAUGGGUGAAGUGCCUGGCAGAGCUGAGGGAAGGAGAGCUGGCCUUGUACUGCCUGGGGCUGGGGGGCAGGAGCCCUGCAGCCACAAUUCCCCUGGCAGCUGGGAGCCUGGGGGUCGGCAGGGACAGUGCCUGCAGCCCCUUCUCCCUGCACACCAGAGACCACCACUACCUGCUGCGGAUCCCCCUCAGCGUGCAGAGCAGCAGGCCAGAGGAGGCUGGCAGGCUGCAGAGGGACUGGCUGUCCCUGCUGGAAAGGCACUGCCAGCCCGGCAGCGCUGCCACCCUGCCCCCGGAGGGCUCUCCAGGAUGCAGCUCCCCCGAAGCUGAUUAUGAGGAAUUUGUGGUGCCUCUGAGUGAGCAGAGAGAGGAGACUCCCCCCUUUGGUGGGAGCUCUGCAAGGAGCAGCCUGAGCAAGCCUGAAGAGGGGCAGGCAGCCCCAGCAGCAGCUCUGCCACCUGCCAGGGGCAGGGCUGAGGUGCCACCAGCCCCACCUGCCCUCCCACAGCCCUGCAGUGUCCCUCCAGCAGCCAAGAGAACCAAAGCCUUUCACUGGGAUCUCGUUCCUUGUGACAAGAUUCAAAAAUCAGUCUGGGGAUCGUGUGACCCGUGCAAGAGGAAAAUAGAUGUGUGCAGGCUGUGUGAGCAGUUCCAGAUCCAGGACACAGCAGUGCUGUUGGGCCCUGAGGCUCCGGUGAAUCAGCACAUCCUGCUGGACAGAAAGGUGGCACACAACUUCAACAUUUUUCUCAAAAGUUUCCGUGUAAAACCAAGCGAGCUGAAGGACAAACUCUUCAUCAUCCACGAGGAGAGUGGGGGGCUCACAGAUGAGCAGAUUUCAGCUCUGAGAAGAUAUUUGCCCACAGCCAAAGAUGCAGAAAGGUACCUGUCCUUCAAGGGGCCUUGCUCAGAGCUGCACGUGGUUGACCAGUUCAUGCUGGAGAUGUGUAAAAUCCCCCAGCUGGGCCAGAGGCUGGAUCUGCUGCUGAGCGUCCGUGAGCUCCCUGAGAGCAUCAGAGACCUGGAGCCUCUGAUCACCCAGAACAUCCAGGCAAGCAAGCAGCUGCAGGCCAGCCCAAAGUUUGUUGCUGUCUUGGAGUACAUUUUAGCCAUGGGGAACCACCUGAAUGAACAAGCUGGGAAAGAGGUGGCCAAAGGAUUCCGACUGUCAUCCCUGGCCAAACUCUCCCUGCUGAGGGGCAGGGACAGGACCUUCACCCUCCUCCACGCCCUGGUGGAGCAGAUCCUCUCCCACCAGCCCGAGCUGGCCACCUUCCCCCAGGAGCUGACAGAGUUUGAAGCUGUUCCUGAUGCGUCCAUGAAGGGCCUCAGUGCUGAAGUUGAUGUUUUAAAAAAAGAACUGGAGAACCUUGCCCAGUGCAGGAGGCUCCUCAAGCCCAAAGCGAGCAAGGCAACGCCCCAGGAGUCCCAGUUCUGCAAGGAGCUGAAGGAUUUGAUUCAGAAAUAUGAAGGGGAUCUCUCCCAGCUGUCAAAAAGAUGUGAGGAAAUGAAGAAGCUUUACAGCAACGUGCUGGUGAGGUUUGGGGAGCCGGCAGACCUGGACUCCCAGGAGCUCUUUGGGUGGAUCUCCUCCUUCAUCUGCCACUUCAGGAAGGCUUGUGCUGAGCUCACACCCUGAGAACACACAUUUUUGGGGAGGGGAGGGAAGGAGGAGCCCAGGAAACUAUUUUUAAUUGUUUUUUUCUUUACUGACAAGCAGCACCUUGCCAAUCCCACCUGUGCUGCAGAGCACCUUGGUUUUGAGAGACAUUCCACUUCAAACCUGUAAUUUCAUGUGGUAUUUCACCUGGAAUGUCCCAGAUCACUGAUGAGCCUCUCAGUUUUGUGCUUUUGUACCUCGAGAUUCCCACAGAUUGAAAAAAAACCACUUUGGACCUUUUAUAAUUUCUCUUUUCAGUCUUUUCCUUUCCACACCCCGACUUCUGACCCAGUUUUCAUUAUUAAUUUCAUGAUUAACUUUCUGUAUGGUGAUCUAAUUUCUAAAGAAUACUUCAGACAUUUUAUAAUGAAAUGGGGAGCUGUUACCCCAGAGGAGAAUAUUUAAACAAAGUCUUGUUUAUUUUGCUAUUAAAACAUUGCAAACUUGCUCUGUAAUGAAGAAA